AUGGCAUCACAAGAAUUCGUCUUUGAUAGUGCAAACUGUAUCAAUCAUGUACCGAUUAAUUUUCGAGAGUUCUUUAGUCGCCAGAUAAACAUUAGUUUGUUAAAAGAGAUCAAUGAAUUCAUCGCAUUGCAACCGAACCGUUUUCAAUAUGCUGAUGGUAUUUUUUCAAUGUCAAAUUGUUGUGUUAAAUGGCCUUCUUUUAUCUACGGUGGAUUUUCUUCUUCGUCUUUGCAAGCAGCGAUUAAAUAUUUUAACGAGCAGGAAUACGAAGUUUUUUGCCGUCUUGUUUCAUAUAAUCCACCAAUUUAUUCAACACGACAGGCAUUGAUCGAUGUUUUUAAAAUCAAUGAUUUAUUGUUGCCACGGAAGUUGCAUCGGUUGGAAUCAGAACUGUUCAAUAUUUGUGCGACAUCAACAGAAGAGCCGUCAUUCGUUAAGUCAUUCGAUGAGUUUAUAAACAAUAUGAAUGAGAAGUUUUGUUUUUGUCGGUGGUGUCACUUGAUUGACUAUUCGAAAUUUCAUAUUGCUGGUGGAUGCUUAUUGAGCAGUCUGCGAAAGAAUUUAUUUGUGUCGUUGGGUCAAGAUGUUGAUUUAUUUUACAAAGGUCCAUCCUAUGUAGAUUACGUGAAUUCUGUCAAUGCAAUGGAACAAAAAAUCCGUCAGUAUUUUUAUGUGAAACGAAGUGCUUGUUUUGGAAAGAAAAUAAUCAAUUUGCGAUUGUUCACAAAUCGAUAUAUCAUCGAUCUGAUGCAACAACCCGAAUUUAUUGAUUUACAAUUUAUAUUUAUCAAAGAUAACUAUGCACGAGAUGAAUUAUUAACAAAAUUUGACAUUGAUAUCAGUCAAUUUUCGUUCGAUGGAAACAGGUUAUAUGGCACAAUGGCUGCUGUGCAAGGAAUUCGAACAGGAACUAUGAUUCAUUAUGGUCUUCAUGAUGAUGACACUGAUUUUGCGUCCGUUGCUAUUCGAAUUGGAAAGUAUGUAAGACGAGGUUUUCGAUUGCUAUAUCCUAUUCAAUUUAAUAUCAAACGCUUUGAUAUGACUCCAUUGUACAUAAGUAACAAGUGGUUUCCCUUACGUACUCAACGAAUCCAAAACCGCGAGAACGGACUUCCUGUGGCGUUAUUGAAUGACAAUUCGAAUAAUAUGAACGAUUAUCAAUAUCGUGAUUUGAUCUGGAGUCGAAAUUGUGACUUUUUUCAUAUUCAGCAGAAAUUUCGAUAUAAAAUUCUCUUUGGUUUGGAAGAAUCGAAUAUGUUCGACGAUUUUUGA
Molecule: messenger RNA, 1272 nt
Organism: Adineta ricciae
Lineage: Eukaryota; Metazoa; Rotifera; Eurotatoria; Adinetida; Adinetidae
Source: the annotation of a GenBank genome assembly